Molecule: messenger RNA, 1128 nt
Organism: Drosophila mojavensis
Lineage: Eukaryota; Metazoa; Arthropoda; Insecta; Diptera; Drosophilidae
Product: transcription factor TBF1-like
Exons: 2
Coding region: 202-810 (202 amino acids)
Source: RefSeq, a predicted model, not a curated record
UCAGAAAACGCAUAUGAAAUUCGAAUAGUAAAUCGCAAAAAGGCAGUGGGCGUGGCCACACUGAAUCAGCCUGCGUGCCGAGCUGAAGCUUUGAAGAUCGUCGGUGCCGAGUCGAGCCGCAGCUCGAACUUGAAUCGCGACUGAGGCCCGAGUCAAACAGUGCUCGAAGAGUAUCAAAGGCGUCAACACGUGCCCUGGCAAAUGGAGAGGCACAAAUCAAGUCACAGGCGGGAAGCAACAGUAGCUGCACCUGCAACAGCAGCUGCAACAGCAACAGCAGCAACUGUUGCUGCUAGCAAAGUGUCAAGAUCUAAGCAUGAUGUUGGCAAACGGAAGGGCGAACAUUUGGAGACGCAGACGUUUCACAAGAAGGUUAAGAAAAUUGGCGUGGAUGUGGCAGCAGCGCAGGCCCAAAAUGAGCAACAGUUGCUGCAACAGCAACAGCAACGACAACAACAACAACAACAACUACCUAGCAUGCCUGUGCUAAAUGAAACAGAUGAUGAGGAGCCAAGCGAGCAUGGGCAUCGGCACAAGCACAAACACAAGCACAAAUCACACAAGUCAAAGAAAUCGAAAAAGUCCAAAAAGCAUUCGGGAUCAGAGCAGGAGGCCGAGUGCAAGCGAGAGCGAAAGAGACAGCAAGGGCAAGCAGACGAUGGACCGAUCGAGGCGAAUGCGCUGCGUCCGCGACACUGGUUCAAUCAGAAGAAACGCAUCUUGGAGCAGUGGAGACGCGAGCACAGUGCCAGAAAGAGCGAUAACGAUAACGAUAACAAUCGAAACAUCGAUGUCGAUAACGACGGCUAGUGCACAUCAUCACAACCAUCAACAAAUGACCAACAACAAUCAACAUCAAAGGAAUUUCAGAAUUUCAGAAUUUCACCUCCCCGGGGGCUAAGGAGAAGUAACAACAUCAUGGAUUGAUGGAUGUAGCGAUUGAUGAUGAUGGAGGGGACGCAGCAAGAGGAGGCCCAGACCGAGCAGGAGAGAAAGGAGCAGCAUCUAUAAAAGAUACUCGAGGGCAUGAAUUAAUUUAAAGCUAAAUGCGAACAGCAACACCAGCAAUAAAAUAAAUUGGGAAAAUCUUUUUAUGCCCGCAGCGCCAACAGCGUUCAACAAAAGGAA